AUGAAGCGGGCCCAGGGCGGUGCGCCCCCGCCCGCCGCAGAGCAGCCUCUAUACGACGCACCCCAGCCUUAUGGGAAUCAACAGAAUAUGUAUUCAAAUUAUCAGAGUGCACAAGCGAGCACCCAACAACAACAAUAUUGGCAAAUGCAACAACAGCAGCCACAGAAUCAAUACAACCAGCAAUAUGGGCAAACAUAUCAACAGCAGGAUUAUGGCAAUAAUGCUAACCAGAUUUAUCAACAACCACCGCAGUACAAUCAGAACUUUCCCAAUCAAACCUACACUAACACUCAGCAGGGUUAUCCACAAAAUUAUUAUGCAAACCAAGCAUUGCCCCAACAAAACUAUGCUCAGAAUAAAAUGCAUAAUGAUGGUUGGGAAGAUAACUGGGACUGGGGAUGGGAAGACUCGUCUAAGCAAAAGCCUACUUUAAAUCAGGCAGUUUCACAAGAGAUUUCUUCACAAUCACAAGUAUGUAACAAUGCAAAUGUUAUUGAAGAAAGCUUUGCACCUUCUAAUACUUGGAAUUGGGCAAUGGAGAAUAAGAAAGAACCUCAAGAAAACACAUCUUCUACAACAGUUGUGGCACAAGAAAAUAAAGAGUCAUCAGCACAACCCACAGUUAAUACAACACCUGAUAUUAUUCCCCAAACUGAAUCUGUUACACAGGGCAAUGUAAGUAAUCCCCCAGCUCAAUUUUCAACUGACGAAAUAAAAACCUUAAAUGACCGAGAAGUUGUUAAGGAACGGCUGCCUAAUUUGGCACUUGGAAAGCGUUUCCAUAUUGAUAAUUUAACACCUCAGUGGUCCAUAGAAUCACAAAUGUCUCAAGACUCUAGUGAUGGACCACAAACACAUUCUGAAGGUACUUACAGAAGUGAAAACCAAUCAAGAAAUUCUAGUAAAAGUAGCCCUGGCUUAAAUACGGACAAUUCUCAUUUUAAUUACUCUCAGUCUCGUUUAGAUGAGAUGUAUCCUCAGAGCAGCGAGUGGUCUAAGCUAUCUAAUGAAGACACAACUUUAAUUGAUAGUCACAAAAGUAGUAGUAGACGUGAAAGUCAUGAUGAUUUAUCAAGUUCUAUGCAGGACAUGAAUAUAUGUAAUACUGAAAAUGCUGUUCCACAUAUUAUUAACACUAAUAAUGAAUUUGAACAAAAUACGAUGGAAAAUAUGCCACCACCUGUUCAACUACCCACCCCCAUUUCGUCUGCAGAAAGUGUUAAACAAGUAUCUUCAAAUAUACCUCCUACAUCAAAUGCUAUGCCACCACCUCCACCAGUUUCGACAGCAACCCAAGCACCUCCUACAGUGUCAUCAACUACAAUGCCUCCUCCUACUAAUUUUCCUCCAUCUUUGUCUCAAAAUCCUUUUAAACAUGCAGGGCCAUUUUCACACAAAAAUAUAUCAAAGGCUAAUUCAAAUACACCAUCCCAGAUUUUCCCACCACAGAUGCCAAACUCAAAUUUAACAUCACCAGCUGUUGUAAAUAAGAUCUCUCAUCACAACAGAAUGCCUAUAGGUUUUGGAGCUAAUUUAGAAACAACUCCAGAUAAUUCAGAAAGACCUGAUCAACCUCAAGCAACUAAUUUUAGACAAAUUCCUGUAACUCAACAAAUUCCUGACAACCUGGAAGUUGCUCCACAAAAUGAUAGAAAUGAAUAUUUACAGACUGAACAUUUGUCCAGUGUUGACUAUGGUGAGAACACAGACUUUAGCCAAAAUGCACCUCCUCCUGGCUUGAGAAGGAUGGUAGUAGGUCAACAAGAAACAGAGUAUAGUCAAAACUUAAAUAUAUCUGGUGAUGAACCACCUCCGGGUCUUGCUCGUAUGGUUCCAGGGCAACAAACUGAGUCAGAUAAUGGCUAUAAUCAGCCAAAUGAAAAUUACAUAGAUCGUCAUGCAGAUGGCCAACUGACUGAAAAUACUGGUCGGCCUUUUAGGCAAGCCGAUGGCCAACAAACUUCGGACAAUUUUACUCAACCACCAACUAAUAGAGUCACUGAUAGAAGACCAAUAGGAUUGGAUAGAAUGGUUCCCGGGGAAUCAAGUAACAAUGAAUAUAUGCAGUAUCAAGUAAGCAAUUAUGGUGGUUCAACUGCUCCAAGGGUAGUCACAGGAGUUGACCAUGAUUAUCCAUUGCACACUGAUGCAGGCCCAACAGAUGUGAGGGAACAGAAUGUUGAUGGGUCUGAUUAUACUGAACCAACCACAAGAAAUACAACUCGAAAUAUAAUUGGGCUAAGGGAGCAAAGUAACGACACGGCAGUAGAUUUCAGUGCAGCACCUGAGGAGCAGCAACGAGAGGUGACAAUGGAGGGAGAAAAUUUGCAGGACUUGAGUAUCAUAUCUGGAGCAGAAAUGACUUUCUCAAGGGAGCAGAUGUUUGAUGUAGUCAGUGGCAACGUCACCGAUUUGGGUACAGAUAGAGGUCACAAUGCUUCAGAUUCUGUUGAAUAUCCAGCAAACAAUUCAAGAAGACAGUCUGUUAAUCGCGUUAAUACGUCAGGAGAUGAUUCUGAACGGGAUCGAACAUUUAAGUCGUCUCCAAGAAGAGAUAGAGAAAAACACAAAUCUUCAAGAGAUCGCGAUAGGGAUAGGGAAAGAGACAAAGAGGGUAGAUAUUCUAGAGGUGAUAGAAAAUAUGACAGGGAUCCAGAUAGAAGAUUGGGAAGAGAUGGUCAAAGAUCUGAAAAGGAUAGGAGAGACAGAGAUAGAGACAAAGACCGUGAGAGACGCGAUAGAGACAUUAGUCCUGAUACACGCAGACACAGACGUAGCACCAGGAGUCAUAGAUAUGAGACUGAAGACACUGACUAUUACAGUGACAAGGAGAGGGAUCGCAGGCGCUAUAGAGAGGGUUCGUACAGUUCGAAGCCACCUCGACCCGACGACAAGGAGCUACGACACGACGACCGCCGUCGUCACAAUACAAAGGAGCGCGAGACUCACUAUGACGAAGAAAGUGGCAGCAGGAGACGUAGCGAUCGACACCGAGAUAGAUAUGAGAGGCGAUACAGGGACAUCGACCCCAACAGGAAGUACGGCAACUUGAGACGAGAAGAAGAAGACCGAAGGAGAGUUGUGACAUUCUCGAAGGACGCAAAGUCUAGUAAUUGCGAGACGUACUCGUCUCCUUCACGCGCCGGGUCUCGUGAGGCGACGGCGACGGACGAGGACAUGCCGGAGCCGGAACGGCGUCGACGCGACCGUGAUCGCGACCGCGAUCGUCGCUCCCGCGGCCCUCGGGACGUACGGGACACUCGGGACAAUCGGGACCCACGGGAGCCUGACCCCUACUAUCUUGCGGGUUAUGGCGGCGGUACGUACGGCGAUCCGUUCGCGUUGCAGCGGCAGCAGUACUCGUACUACGAGAGGCUGCGGCGGACCGACCCGGCCGCAUACAUGCGCCUCUACAAGCAGCUCAUGGCCGGCCAGCUUCCAGCACACAGCGUGUACGCAGAAGGAUACAGCUCGCUUGGCUACGACAUGCGCGCUGAGGAGCGCGGCAGUGUCCAUUCAGGACGCUCCAGCACCAACGGCCUCAAGGGAAACGACACGGACUUGAAUACGGAUGCGUCACUGAACCUUCACCUCGAGGAGUCCACUGUGCGAUCGGAGCGUAUGACACCGUUCAAGUUCUCCACGGCGCAUAUAAAGGGCAGUAUAUCUGCGCGGCACGUGGUGGUGGUGCCGGCGGGCUGGCCGGCGGACGGGCGGCCGGCCGCCGUGCGCCUGCUGCCGCUGCACGCCGCCGCGCAGCACGACCCCGCGCUGCAGCACCUGCUCGCGUACCCCGGACCGCUCGCCAGAGGCGUAACUCACAAGAAGAGCGUGAUCGACUACUGCACGUCGCGGAUCAGUAACGCGGGCAAGCUGUGCGCGCUCGACCCGCUGGGCUACGUGCUGGUGUGGGAGCUGCUGGCGCUGCUGCUGCGCCAGAACGGGGUGGUAGUGGGCUCGGACAUUGCGGAGCUGCUGAUGAAGAACACACGCGAGUAUGAGUACAAGGGCUUGAACAAGAUCACGCCGCGGUCAGGGAGUCGUCGCGAGUCAUCAGUAUCGGCCGAAGGUCGUGAGGAAGAGCGUAUUUCUUCACCAGAACAACCGAGUGUGUCUGCAGAUCUCACGCCUCCCGAAGAAGAGAGUUCAACACAGUCUCCUUUACACGAGAAAGCGGCGCUGGAUCGCUUACGCGAGUACCUCAUCUACGGGAACAGGCAGGAGGCUCUGGAGUGGGCGAUGACAAACAACUUGUGGGGCCACGCCCUGCAGCUGGCGGCGUACAGUGAACGGCGCGUGCGAGCCGGCGUGGCGUCGCGCUUCCUCGCCUCCGUGCCGCGUUCCGACCCGCUGCACACGCUGUAUGCCGCUCUGGCGCAGCGCCUGCCGCCCGCCGCCACCUGUGCUGCGGAGGAGAAGUGGGGUGACUGGCGACCUCACGCCGCCAUCAUGUUGUCCAACAGCUCCGCCAAGCCCGAGCACGAUCGCAGAGCACUCACACAACUUGGUGACAGCUUGGCGUCUCGCGGGCUGGUGUACUGCGCGCAGUUCUGCUACGUGUCGAGCGGCGUGCCGUUCGCGCGCCACCCGCUGGCGCCGCUGGCCGCGCCGGCCGCAGCCGCAGCCGCAGCCGCCGCACCGCCGCGCCUCAGCCUGCUGCUGGCCGAUCCGCGCGCCACCACGCUCAACCAGCUGGCCACCAACGAAGCCAUCUUUGCCACGGAGAUCUACGAAUACGCCUUGUCCCUUAGCCACGAGGACUACGUCAUCGAUGAAUUACAGGUGUACAAGCUGGUAGCGGCGUGCCGGCUGCUGGACCUGGGGCAGGUGGAGCGCGCACUGGGCUACGUGGAGCGCGCCGCGCGUGCCGUCACCCGCGCGCCCCGCGCCCACCCCGCCGCGCUGCCCGCGCGCCUCGCGCUGCUCGCCGACAGGUUAAAGUACUACGACCCAGCCCUUCAUGAAGAUCCGCCUCUAGUGGAUGAUAUGACAGAAGGCGAUAGUGCAGAACCCUCGCCUCGUCAUCAUCAACAGUGGUUGGACGAUGUCAAGAAUGUGGCCAGUAUGCUUGAGGCGGAAACGCGGCAGCAGUCGCAGCACGGCAACUGGCACGAGCAGACGACUCUGUAUCAGCAACCCGUUCAGACUUAUCCCAAAACGGAGGAAACUCCCGAUUACGCGGCGCAGUACUAUCACCAACAGGACCAGCUCGUUCAACAGAGCCACUAUGCCCAACAAGAUGGCCAUUAUAGCCAAACAGAUGGCCAAUAUGUUCAACAAGAUCAAAGCCAAGAGUCACAGGAGCCUGGCGAGCAACUGACCGGUUUGAGAGAAGGGGAUGCGACAUACACGUAUGGAGAGGAGUGGCCUCAAGAACAGGCGCAGAAUUACGCCGAUCCCUACUGGCAGAACGAUUCGCAUUACGGAUACGGAGAGGCUGUAACUGGAUUAGCCGACAAUGAUGCAUUAGAGUCGCGGCCCACAAUCACUAUGCCGGGGACUGCGCCCUCCAAGCCGUCGCUCUACGCCGACUACGACGAUGACAGACCAGCCAGCACUGAUGUCAAACAAACAGAGCGCGACACUGACUCGCCGAGAACAAACAGAAAACAGGAGAGCGAGGGGCAGGGUCAGAGCAAGGGCAAGGAGGAGCGCAGCAAGGGCGAGGGCAAGGGCAAGAGCGGGUGGCUGGGCGGCAUCCUCACCAAGCUGUCGCUGCGCGCGCCCAACCAGAUGAUCCUGCCCGACGACAAGAACCCCACCAUCGUGUGGGACGCCGAGCACAAGCGCUGGCGCAACCUGGACGGCGACGACGAGCCCGCGGCGCAGCCGCCGCCGCCGCCUGCCGUCCCGCUCGCACGCGCGCCCGCGCCCCCGCAGAACUCGACCGCCGGCGCCCCACCGCCCGUCUCUAACAUCUUCAAGAUGCAGAAAGGAAGACACAUCAAGAAGUCGUACGUGGACGUGUUCAACCCGAGCGGGGCGGCGACCAGGCCGCUGCCGCCCGCCGCCGAGCUGCUGGGCGCCUCCCUCCCGCCCGCCCCUAGCGAGGCGCCCAACUACUUCGUGCCCGCACCCACACAGAGCGGCUUCUACGAUCCAACACAAAUGACGACCGGCGACGAUGACCAAUACCGCAGUGGCAUAUAG
This is a messenger RNA of Parnassius mnemosyne (clouded apollo), 6150 nucleotides long. The record is from the annotation of a GenBank genome assembly. Lineage: Eukaryota; Metazoa; Arthropoda; Insecta; Lepidoptera; Papilionidae.